Messenger RNA from Anisakis simplex (herring worm), 273 nucleotides. The record is from the annotation of a GenBank genome assembly. Lineage: Eukaryota; Metazoa; Nematoda; Chromadorea; Rhabditida; Anisakidae.
GUGGAAGCAAGAGUCGGUGAAUUGAUCGAAUUGUGCAAAAACACUGAUCCCAACGCGAAAGGAUGGCGACCCACACGAAGACCUGAACUCGAUGUUCUUGGCCAUACGAGAAUAACACUGCAGAAUCAUGUGGAGCGUUUAGAGGAGAUCAAGCAGGAUUACGUUUCGCAGUUAGAAGAGAAGAAAAGAUAUUAUGAGCAGUUGAAAGAACAAAUCAAGGAAUUAGACGAUGGAUCACUGUUCGCAUCCAAAGUAGAUGGUUUUCAGCUUUGA